Molecule: messenger RNA, 1302 nt
Organism: Astyanax mexicanus (Mexican tetra)
Lineage: Eukaryota; Metazoa; Chordata; Actinopteri; Characiformes; Acestrorhamphidae
Product: olfactory receptor 3-like
Exons: 1
Coding region: 164-1180 (338 amino acids)
Biological process (GO): G protein-coupled receptor signaling pathway
Cellular component (GO): membrane
Molecular function (GO): G protein-coupled receptor activity; olfactory receptor activity
Source: RefSeq, a predicted model, not a curated record
CAGCAUUAGAAAGUACUAUAUCAAACCACUCUGGGUCAUUUUUACUGUCCUUUCUUUUUCAUUUGCCUUGCAACAUACUAUUUAUUUUGUGGUAAAAUGUUUGCUUGACCCUUUAUUGCAUUUAUAUUGUAAUUGUCAUAAUUAUUUUUCUUUCUUGCAUUUUAUGUUAAACCAGUUUUCUUCUGACAUGACAUCUGUGGUGUACUUUAACAAUGAAUCAUUUAUUCACCCUCCCACAUUUUAUAUCAAUGGAUUUUACAAUGUGCCACAUGUAAAGUAUUACCAUAUAUUUUUAUGCUUUGUGUAUGCUGUGACGGUUUUUGGUAAUUCUUUUAUAAUGGGCACUAUUUACCUGGCUCGUGCUCUUCACACGGCAAAGUAUAUAGCUGUAUUCAAUUUGGCAGUGUCUGAUUUGUGUGGAAGCACUGCUUUAAUUCCAAGGUAUGCAGACAUGUUUCUGUUUGAUAAACAGUAUAUAUCUUACGGAGAGUGUCUGGCAAGCAUGUUUUUUGUUUUUCUCUUUACGUCCAUGCAGUCUUUUAAUCUGCUUGCUUUGGCCUUUGAUAGAGUCAUUGCUAUAUGUUUUCCUCUGAGGUAUCAUGCUAUUGUCACCAAAACUACAAUGAUGAGGAUUAUUGGUGUUAUGUGGGUUUUGUCUGUGUGUAUUAUUGCUCUUCUUGUAUCUCUAAUAACCAGACUCACCUUCUGUGCAUCUAUAGUCACAAUUGAAAGCUAUUUCUGUGAUCAUGGCCCUGUUUUCAAAAUAUCAUGUAAUGAUAAUUUGCCCAGUGGGAUAAUGGCCUAUGUUUAUUCUGCUGUUAUGAUUUUUAUUCCAUUGUUAUUAAUAGCAUUUUCAUAUGGUUGUAUUGGUUUUGCAUUGCUUAAGAUCUCACAUGGUGCUGAGCGAAUGAAAGCUAUGAAAACAUGCACUUCCCACCUUAUAUUAGUAGCUAUGUUUUAUCUACCAAUCUUAAGUGUCUAUUUUCUUGCUGUUACAACAUAUGUACAUCCAAAUACUAGAAUAAUCAAUUCAAUCUUAACAUCAACUGUUCCACCUAUGUUAAAUCCCAUCAUAUAUACUCUGAAGACAGAGGAGGUAUUACAGUCUAUUAAACUACUGUACAAACGAAUCAAGGUGAACAAUAUAAAACAACCUGUGAAAAGCAUCAGGAGGAAUUAAACUGUUAUGAUAAGCACCUUAAUGCAGUCUGUUAGCAUAAAGCAAUACUCCAUGAUUGUAGUGUUUAAAUUUGUGAUUUCUUUAGGUGUAUAUCUAAAUAAAGGACUAAAAAUAAAGGGCUA